Dictyostelium purpureum is the source of this 768-nucleotide messenger RNA. RefSeq lists its product as uncharacterized. Bases 1 to 768 code for a protein of 255 amino acids. Gene Ontology annotation, biological process: dephosphorylation. The transcript has 3 exons. The record is from RefSeq and is a predicted model, not a curated record. Lineage: Eukaryota; Evosea; Eumycetozoa; Dictyosteliales; Dictyosteliaceae. Gene Ontology annotation, molecular function: phosphatase activity.
AUGAAAUAUAUAAAUAUUCUUGUAUUUUUGUUAUUGUGUGUUACUUUUGUAAAAUCGAGUGAUUUAGAAUCAAGAAAAGUUCACUUGGUCGAUUACUACCAACUUCCAAAUGGAAAUACCAACUAUUUUUUUAGAGGAAACGAACCAAAAAAAACCCUAUCAAAUGGUAUUAAUAAAUCAAAUUAUAGUACUGCAAUUUUAGCAUAUGAUGAUUUAGUAGAAUAUAUGAGAAAUAAUUCACAAACAGUUUAUGGCAUCACAUUACCAGAUCAAUUUUAUAUAAUAGAUAUUAAAUUAGUAACAGGUCCAUUACCAUCAGAAUUAAAAGAUGUUGAACUCGAACAAAACUUUUUUGCAGCAGAACCACAACUUGGAGAAUUUCAUAUGAACCAAACUUUUGGUGAUAUUAUUGACCCACAAUUUGUUAGCAAAGAUAAUCUUGAGAAAUAUGCUACUUCUCUUCCAACUUGGUCAAAGGAUAACCUUCCACUAAGAAUGAGAGAUUAUCAUAAUAUACUUAUAACUCAAAGAGAUUUACCAGUAGUUUUAUAUGUCCAUUGUGAAUGUGGUUGUGAUAGAACCGGUGAAGUAAUGGCCUCAUAUGUUAUGAGAUUCAAAGGUUGGAAUUUAGAAAAGGCAUUGGAAUGGGAUUUCCAAAUCGCUGGUAGAGUUAUCAAUUUUGCAAAUAGAUGGGCUGCUCAAUGGUAUUGCUUAUAUUUAUAUUAUGUAGAGAAGUUUGAUAUUGAUUGUAAUCCACCACCAUUGUAA